Anneissia japonica is the source of this 4684-nucleotide messenger RNA. Its product is annotated as probable indole-3-acetic acid-amido synthetase GH3.9. The record is from RefSeq and is a predicted model, not a curated record. Gene Ontology annotation, molecular function: acid-amino acid ligase activity. The transcript has 7 exons. Lineage: Eukaryota; Metazoa; Echinodermata; Crinoidea; Comatulida; Comatulidae. Gene Ontology annotation, cellular component: cytoplasm. Bases 234 to 2321 code for a protein of 695 amino acids.
UAGUGUGGAAAUAAAUAUUAAUUGCAUUCCUUAUACGAUAAAAGGACAAGAUACAAGCUGAAUUUAGUAACGCCAGACCUUCCGGUGCUUCACCCCUGGACCCACCAGGGGCCCUAGGCCAAGGCUUGGACUACAGUGACCGACUUCCUUAUAUUUUUGCAAUUCGAAUUUAAUUUUGAUAUGGGCAGCUAGAUAGCAAUGUUGCAAUAUAUUUAUCAUUUCUAUAUUUAUUUAUGCAUGGCCUAUCAUUAUACAAAGUAGGCCUAUCAGGCCCCGCCUACGCACCAGGGGCAUGGGUCAAGUUUAACUGGCAAACUUUGUCUGAACAUACUUCAGUUAUCGUCCUGGUUUUACAUUGUUUAAAGAUGCAUAGACUACAUAGGGCUUCUAUCGGUUUUCUUGGUAGUGUCAUUAUUGCCUACUGUGUCUACCGUAUAUUCAUACCAUGGUCAUCUAACGUCACAUUAUGGUACUACGAGAUGCUUCCAUAUUCGUCGAUAUUACUCUAUUGUGAAGGGAUAGCCUUUAUGUUACUUGCUAUGGUAGGAGGUGCACUUGUCCACAUAUCGUCAGUAACGUGGUCCGAUCAUCUCAAUAUCUCAUCGAUUGCUGUACUCUAUAUUACCUACAUUGUCUCGAUGAGUUUCUCUUUCAUAUAUUUCCGUUCAUUUAAACAACAGACGAAGCAUUUCAGAAAGACCCAGGAACAAUUCAUUCUUAAAGGACUAAAUGAGCAGCGUAAUACCGUCUACGGCAAAGAUUUUCAUUUCAGUAAAAUUCAUAGUCUUCAAGAUCUAAAAGCUAAACACCCUUUGACAACGUACAGUCACUAUGAAAAGUACGUUGAUCGCAUCUGCAAUGGCGAGUUGAAUGUUAUGACAAAAGAGAAACCAAUAAGGCUGACAAUAACUUCAGGAACCACUGGUAAAGGAAAGAAAAUACCAUAUACAGAGCAAAGCUUGUUGCAAUUGGUAAAGCCUAUGCGUUUCCUAGCCCCAAGAAUUUUAUCUCAAAUGUUUCCAGGUCAGUUAAGUCCAUUGCAGCAAAAGCUCCUUAUAUACACGGCACCUAAAAGCAGACCACUUGAAGGUGGUAUUCGUGUAGGCCCCGGCUUUAUGAUAGAGCAAUCUUACAAAAAAUAUUUGAUAGCUAAUACUACACCACCUUCUGGGUUUUUCAUUUGCACCGAGUUUGAAGCCUGUUACGUUCACAUGUUGUUCGGUAUACGCGACAGAUACUUAAAAGAAAUUUCGGCUGCAUUCACACCAGCGUUGAUGGCCGCCCUUAAAAUACUCGAAGAGCACUGGGAGCAAAUGCUUAAUGACAUCGAAACUGGUUCCUUGUAUUCUAAGCUAGAUCUCCCUUUGGAUAUUCGUGAAGAUUUGGAGCAACAUAUCCGCGGAACUUGUAAUCCGGAUAGAGUACAAUUUCUUAGGAAAGAAUUUAAAGCUGGUUUUGACGACAUAUGCAGGAGAAUUUGGCCAAGAUUGAGAGUUAUUACUAGCAUAGAUCUAUGUGAAUGUGCUGAAACACUCAAGAAGACAUACACCAAAGGAAUUCCAAUUGUGCCGCAGUUCUAUUUAAGCACUGAAGGAUUGCAUGGCAUUAAUGUCGAUGUUCUAAAGCCACCACCAUACCAAUAUGUUUUGUUGCCAAAUUCACUCAUGUUCGAGUUUAUCCCCGUGCAGAACAGCGAUGAAGAGAAUCCGGAGACUUAUUUUGGCGACGAAGUAAAAGUGGGAGAGAACUAUGAAAUGGUUCUCACAAACUGGACCUGUGGACUCUAUCGUUUUCGAUUUGGUGACGUCAUAAAAGUCGUUAAAUUUUACAACCAGUGCCCUGUUAUUGAGUUUCAGUAUAGAUACGGUCAGUUAAUGAGCAUCCGUGGAGAAAAGGUAGACGAAGCGUGCUUGUUUGAAGCUGUGAAGAAAACAUUAAACAGAUGGCCAGGGCUUAAACUUGUCGACUACGCAUGUGCAGAAAGUUUAUUGGCGCCUGAUUCUGUCAGGCGCCCUGGCCCAGAUUACUACAUGAUUUUUAUUGAAGUGGAAGGAUCAGAGAACGUUAUCAGAAUUGCAUCUGAACUGCCGAAAUAUCUUGAUGUUGAACUUUGCGAGCAGGCAUGUUUGUAUAAACGUUUCCGCGAUAAUAUCUCUCUCGGGCCGGUGGACGUACAGCUUGUGAAGCCAGGGGGCUUUGCAAACCUGAAGAGGUAUAUCAUUGAAAAUUCAACAGCAUCAGUAAACCAAUUCAAGCAGCCACGCAAGCUCAAAACGUCCGGCGUGAUCACCUGUAUUCUAAACCAAACUUUAAGUACUUAAAUAAAUGUAUGCACUCCAUAGAUAGACAAAAAUUGCCUCCAGUUAUAAUACAGUAAUGAUUUUAUUUCCUUCAAAUCCAACAGCAUGUACACUUGCCACUUAUGGAUGGAAUGAUUUUUUUUAACCAUAUUAAUUUUAUUAAGGAUGACUCUUCCAGCGUAUCCUCGAAGGUCGUUUGAUAUUUACGGGCCCUCUUUCAAUAACUGAAAUAAUGUGAUGCUUUUAUCAGCGAAGUCUCUUUAUGAGGCUUAGGGAGUGAAGUUUUUUUUGUUUUUUUAGUGAGAAAAAGUCCUGAUGUCACGGGAUUUGAACCCAGUACCCUAAAGUGUUAUCGUACCGAAUACUCAGUACCGUACAUUCCCAAAUACUUUUUUCGCAAGUAUUUUAGGUACGGCAAAACAUUACUCCGAUCCCAUCAUAUUAUUCAUAUUAUUAUCAUCAUCAUUAUAGUGGUAAAGGUGCUUAUUCUGCAAUCUGUACAGGCACUUACUAUCUUUGUAUACACACACAAUAUUAUUAUUAUUAAGUAUUAUACUGUGUGAAGACAAAGAGAGCCUUUACAGAACAUAAGCCUGUCAUAUUUUGAAUUGAUAAGCAUGUCAGUCAAGUUUAUUCCUGUUAUUUCAGUUACAAUAGCCCGACUAUCAUACGGUAUUCAUAUCCGUUACAAAGAAUUAUAAGUUUUAAAACAUCCUCUACGUGAAAUAAAAGGUCAAACGAUGUAUUUUAUGGGUAACAAUUAUGAAUACAUAAUUUUUGUUUGCUUGUUAAUAUGACGCAAUUUAGUUCUUGAUGUUAUACAGUAGAACCCUUCCUUUGGGACACCCCUAUUAAGGGACACUUUUCCGUGAAACGAGGGGAAAUAUAUCUGUUAACACUAAAGCCAACCCCUAUUAAGGGGACACCUAAGGGGACGGGGACACUUUUUGAGUGUGCCAAAUGGUCAAAUAACCCCUUAUUAACGGGAUACUUAUAGGCUACUUUUGUAUAUCAUUAAUAACAUUGUAUCACAAAACAGUCUCAAGAUUCAUUCAACUUUAUAUUUUGACACAUUAUAAGCAAUAAACCAGAAUUCCUCCUGAAUCCUUAGAGUGAACAUCGGUAUUAUGUCUACUGCAUGUGUUACUUCGUAUACACCAAUCUUGUCAAUUUUGAUCCUUAACCUCAGGGAUUUCUUUUUCUUUUUGUUCAUGUAUUUUAAUCCAUAUUAUAUACCUCAUGCACAUAUACUAGGCAUCUGAUUGGUUAAGCGGGCAAUAGAAGUUACUAUUGCCCUCAAAAAGUACUAUUCCCCUGAAAAAUAAUACUUUUUUUGCCCUGUCGCAUGUGCAAACUCCAGGCCCAUAUCGCACCACGGAUCAGCGAUUAGACAAUAAACAAAUAUAUGGAGACUAGGCCUAAAUAUACAGUAAAUAACUUGGUAUGUAUAUUUCCCGAUCAGCCUCUGACAAAUGCCACAUUGAUGAAAUCAUUUAAAAAAAAAAGGCAACAGAUUCAUAGCAUACUAAGCCAGAUGAAAAUUGUAUUAAAGAGUUGGAAGUUAAAAAUUACAUUUAAUGGUAACAAAGCUGGUUCAAUAUUCCACCGGUGCGCCAAACGACACACUACCUGUUCUGCCAUACACAACCAUGUUUGUAAGGGGAAAAUCAUGUUUUGUAAUAUACGAAAGUUAUUCUGUCUUUACGAAACAUAUUUUGUAAAAGACAAAACCAUGUUUGUGUGUGCAAACCAUGUUUUGUAAUAAACAAAAUCAUGUUUGUGUGUACAAAACAUGUUUUAUAAAAGACUAUAACAUUGUUUUGUCUUUUAAAAAACAUAAUUUGUACAGACAAACAUGGUUUUGUUGUCUUCACAAAACAUUUUUUGUACAUGACAAACAUGGUUUUGUCUUCACAAAACAAACAUGGUUUUGUCUUCACAAAACAUGUUUUUUCUAUUACAAAACAUGUUUUUUACAGACAAAUAUGGUUUUGUCUUUACAAAACACGUUUAGUACAAGACAAACAUGGUUUUGUCUAUUACAAAACAUGUUUUGUACAGACCAACAGGGUUUUGUCUUUUACAAAACAUGUUUUUUUUUGUGUCCAUACGGUAAAACGUUCCAAAGUAAAUGAUGAAAGAAACUGUAUGACGAUAAUGGGCACACAAGAGUGGCCUGAUGGCAGUGCUACUAAAAGAUGUAACACCGCGCAUAACCUCAAAAUAGGAACAGGGGUGUUAUAAUGCAAGGUUGGCGACCAAAAAACCACCUACCUGACACAUAAGUAAUUAUGGGAAGGAAAUUGGUGCACACCAGAGCCAUAUAUAUAUAAAGAGUUGCGACAUUCCACUCCUUGGUUUAAAAUUAAAUUUUAAAAAAUUGC